AUGUAUAAUAUCAGCGUAAACUACCGGUUCUUCAAAGAAAAACUUGAUAAGCUGAAAAGAAAAUACAAAAAGUACAAGCAUCUAAUGAAAAAUUCUACAGGUAUUUCGGUUGAUCCUACGACAUCUGUGAUAUCUGCGUCUGAUUCAUGGUGGAAAGAACGUGAAGUAGAUAGGAUUGUAAAAUCAUUUAAGCGAAAACCACCGGAGCUUUGGGAAGUGAUGCAACGAUGUUUCGUAUUAUACGACGUCCAAUCACAAUCUCAAUACUCCUUGCACCAAAGAAGAGAAGAGUUGCUGAAUGAUGGUCAAAAUAAUGAUGAAACUGAAACAUAUGGCGGUGAUAUGCAAGACACUCAGGUCCAGGAGACACAAGAAAGCAAAGAAGUCUAUCGCGUUAAUAUUGAUGAUGAAAUGCGUCAUUCAAAUCAGUUCACCCGUGAGAAUUUGCGUCAGAAUUCUUCACCAGCUGCUGAUCAUUUUCAGAUUCCUACUUCUAGAGUUCAACAACGAAGUGGACUAAGGCGUGGAAGUAGUUCACAAAGAGGUGCAGGAACCUCCCGGAUCACUGCCAGGAGUGGAUCCCAAGGAAGUCGUAGAAAACAAUCAUUCGAGACAACUCUGACAGAUACGAUGACGGGUUAUAGAGAGUUUCAGCGCCAAAGUUUGCAACAACUACGUCCAAAUUCUUUUGAUGAAGAUGAUUACAAUGAAUUCGAUAAUGCGGUGAAGAUAUUCGAAUCAAUGGAUCUUCCAAAUGACACCAAUUUCUAUUGGGCGUGCAUUCAUGCAUUUAAAGAAGAAAGAUUUUGGCGUAAGUACUUUAUUGACAGAGCCGAAAGAACCACAGAAGAUAAGUUGAAGUUUUUACAAGCUCUUAGUGGAUAUACACCGGACAGCGAAUUCGUGGGAAAGCGGUUAGAAUCUGGACAAAAGUUUGGUAGUCCAACUUGUGGGCAAUGGAAUUCUGGUUUUCAACAAUGGGGAACACCUCCAAGUGCCCCGCAAUGGGGAACACCACCAAAUGCGCCGCAAUGGAGUUCACCUUCAAAUGCUCCGCAGUGGGGUACACCGCCAAAUGCUCCACAAUGGGAUACACCGCCAAAUGUUCCGCAGUGGGGUACACAACCUUUUCCACAAUGGGGUGCGCCUCAAAAUUCUCAACAAUGGGGUUCAUCAACAAGUACUCAACAAUGGGGUCCUACAUCUGCUGUUCCUCAAUGGGGAUCAUCACCGACCACUCAUCAAUGGGGAUCAUCACAAGAUGCUCCACAAUAUAUUCCUCCGAGAAAUGUUCAACAUGGAUUUUCCCUAGAAACAGAAGUACAAACUACAACACGUGAAAAGGAAGUUCCUGUUUCCGAGAAUGUUAUCAGAGGAGUUUCACCGGAAUUCACGAACUAUGCUUCUACAAGUAAAGCAUCACGUCCACGAAGACGAGGAGGAUUAUUCAAUAUCUGGGGAACUGAACGAGGACUAAAUCUAAAUGAAACACAAGAAAGUGAUUCCACAUCGGAUAACUAGCUUAAUAAGAUUCGUGCUUUGUUUGUAGUC
Messenger RNA from Brassica oleracea var. oleracea, 1551 nucleotides. RefSeq lists its product as uncharacterized. NCBI's taxonomy places the organism in Eukaryota, Viridiplantae, Streptophyta, Magnoliopsida, Brassicales, Brassicaceae. The transcript has 2 exons. The coding region runs from base 1 to 1521 and encodes 506 amino acids. The record is from RefSeq and is a predicted model, not a curated record.